This is a messenger RNA of Paecilomyces variotii, 5523 nucleotides long. RefSeq lists its product as hypothetical. Gene Ontology annotation, cellular component: endoplasmic reticulum membrane. NCBI's taxonomy places the organism in Eukaryota, Fungi, Ascomycota, Eurotiomycetes, Eurotiales, Thermoascaceae. Bases 238 to 5235 code for a protein of 1665 amino acids. The transcript has 2 exons. Gene Ontology annotation, molecular function: zinc ion binding. The record is from RefSeq and is a predicted model, not a curated record.
CAUCGACCUCUUCAUAUACGUUUGGCCAGCAAGUUCGUCUAAGUUUCAUCUCACAGCCGGGAUAUAAACCAAACCACGUUUGAGAUUGUCUUUGAGAUCUUCACUACCGCUGUGGACUGGGCUGCUUUACAGCAGAGCGCUUCCUGAGCCGUCGUUGACACCUCAAGGUCGCCAAAAUACGAUGAUCUCCUGUUGACUGAAAAGAUCAGAUCUACAGAAACUGAUCCCAGAUGGACCAUGAUGGAGGAAGAUAAUCAGCCCCACGAACGGGGAGGCACUGAGCCUUUCCCAGAUAUCAUGAACGACCCUGCCUAUGCGACGAAUAGCGACGCGAAAUUCAGAGGAUUAGAAGAACCUGAUACUUGUCGGAUAUGUCGUGGGGAGGGGUCAGAGGAAGAACCGCUGUUCUACCCUUGCAAAUGCAGUGGGAGUAUCAAGUUUGUCCACCAGGCCUGUUUGAUGGAAUGGCUGUCGCACUCACAGAAGAAAUACUGUGAGCUAUGCAAGACGCCUUUCCGCUUCACCAAGCUAUAUGACCCCAAUAUGCCACAAGAACUACCUGCCCCGGUUUUCUUGAAGGAGCUGGUGCUACACGGAGGUCGGACACUUGUCACUUGGCUACGGUUUCUUCUAGUCGCCUUCGUUUGGCUUGGAUGGCUGCCUUGGUCGAUGCGAGCGAUUUGGCGUGCCCUUUUUUGGCUUGCAGACGGACAUUGGCCAAACAGUGAAACGCUGCAGCGGCAGGCACUUCAGAAUGAAGGGAAUACUUUGAGUCAAUUAGCAGCGAACAGCACUAUUCGAGCGGAGCAGACACUGAUUUCCAGUGCAUCUGGGGUCUCUACAGCUGUGCAAGGUACUUCAAGUGCCUCGCCGUCUCUGCUUUCCCCUGUUUCUUCUAUGCUCAACUUUUCUGCCGGUGAACCUUUUAUUCUUAGUCUCGCCAAAAGAGCCUUUAUCGGCUUAUUUCCGCCAGCAAUUUCGUCUUCCGGAAGCUCUUUCAAUUCCAGUGAUGUAAAUGUGACUGUGUCUUCCCACCGUCAAAGACAACCUUCCUGGCUCUCUGAUGUUACGUUCUUGAAUUCUCUGACACCGUCGCCGACAUUCAAUAAUAUCUUGAUAGAUACCCUGGAAGGGCAACUUAUUACGCUUCUGGUGGUUAUUUCUUUUAUUCUGGUGUUCCUGAUACGGGAAUGGGUUGUCCAGCAACAGCCAGCUGUUAAUAUCGCCGAAGGAGAACGGGAAGCAGCUGUCCAAUUGAUUGCUGAAAAUCGCCUGAACCAGGGAGCUCGUUUUCCACCACAACAGGAGCCACUAUUGCAAGUGGAAGACGAGAAUAAUAUCGAGCAACACGAUCAUGACGAGUCUGAUGAAGAGCCUCACGUUCCUGAUGCGACGGAAACCGGCUCCUCGGGGCCAAAUUCGUUUCAGAACGACAAUGGGGCUCAUGGAGAGGCAUCUUCGUCUUUCGAUGAGGGAACUAUGCGCUUCGGAAACUUACCACUUGAAACAUAUACGUCUCGACCUAUUAUACAAUCACGUAACGCCAUGGAUGAUGCUUCCAGUAUUCAUCGUACUCUUGAGGAGACAGCUGCUACUCCGGGUAAUCAAGUGUGGCCCGGACUUGAAAUAUUCAAGGACCUAUGGACUCGUGGUGGAGGAAAUCCAGAUGAAGUCUUAAGGAUUAUCGAAGAGGAGAAUCGCCAGGACGAGCUCGGGUGGAUUGUCUCAGCGAUGACAAGAUUACAGAGGAGCAACACAGAGCACAGUCCCUUCGAUGAAGGUACAGAGACUCUAGGGCCAAAUCUGGGAAGGGCCGACGCUUUCGGCAGUUCGCUACAGGACCGAGUCCAUCAAGGUGGCUCAGAUACUGUUGACGCCGAUAUACCCGGACCAACUAAUGACGUGCCAUUCUGGAGCAGCAGACAAGAUGCAGUACCUUCUUCAUCCUUGCUAGCUCGAGAGGCAGACGUUCUGGCCCCGGAGUCCAACUUUCGGUUUUCUUCCAGAAACUCUAGCGUCUCAUCUAGCAUCAUGAACAGAGACACUUCUGGCGUUCUAGGCGGGGAGAUACCUUUCGAGAUAGAAGAUAUGGGCGAGGGACGUUCUCCUGGAGCACCCGGAGAGCUCGCCCAGCAACAACGUGAAACUUCUAACGAUGGUGCUGCUAAUAAUGCAACCAAUAACAGAGAGACAGAAAUCCCAGCCAACAGAGUCUCAGGUGACGCUGUUUCUCAGCCGACAACUGCUGAUACUCCCGCUCAUCCACCGCGAAAUCUCUCUGAGAAGAUCACAGAUUGGCUGUGGGGUGACGUUGCUCCCUCCGAUCAAGCUCAAGAACAUGACCGGAAUGAUGUCCAUGUUGAGGACAUUGCUGGAGAAGGGCCGUUCGUUCAUGCAGCCAACCGAGACAAUGCUGCCCAACAAGAUCUGCAAGGUCAAAACCAGUGGCAGGAUCAAGUGGUCGAUGCUGGUUUGGAGCAGAACGACGUCGAUGCCGUCGAGGAUGGCGAUGAGUUAGAAGGAAUCAUGGAACUGAUCGGCAUGCAGGGUCCCAUCUUCGGGCUUCUGCAGAAUGGCGUCUUCAGUGCGGUUCUUAUCUCACUGACUGUCGCCAUCGGCAUUUGGCUUCCGUACCUAUGGGGUAAGAUUGCACUGGUUUUCUUGACCAAUCCGAUUCAACUGUUCAUUGGCGUUCCCUUGGCUCUUCUCUCUAUCAUCGCAGAUGUCACGGUUGAUACUCUCAUCGGCAGCUUUGGGUACCUCGUCUACUGGAUCAGUAUCGUCCUGAGAGGUCUCCUAGGCCCCGUGGGAAAUAUGGUGCCUCUAGUUGAAUGGGUUCCCCGCAAUACGUCUGUCACGAGUGCCUCUCUAUCGCUCAUUGAUGGGAGCAGUCAGCGUCUCAAAAGAGUGGUGGAUGGUUUCUUCACUUUCCACGAAUCUGACCUUCCCAUGUUUUCCGUUCUGUCCCAUCAGGCCUUGCGGAUCCAUGAAGCGCGGAUUGUUGGUUUCUUCGAGACAAUCUUUCUUGCUGGAAAGUUCAUAAUGUACGAUUUCCCUCUGCGCGUCAUGUCGCAGGGGCUGCACCAAGCAUUAGUAUCCGAAUUUCCUACGGUGGAUUUAUCAUCUAUGCUUGCCAACAUCCAACAGAUCCCGAAGACGCUUGGAACUUUUGAUCUCUUCUCUUUGUCAGGUCUGAAAUGGGUCAAUCUCAGGGUACCUGGUAGCGGGCCCGUUCAAGGUCCAGUUGACUACGAUUUGGCUCGCUGGGACACCAAAGACCGUACUGUUGCAAUCAUCGUUGGCUAUGGCUUUGCUACUGCCCUGGGUCUUCUGUAUCUUCGGCUCACUGGACUCUUUUCUGGAGUCAACAGAGGCCAGAGGAUUGAAGGAGUUAUCGCGGACAUCCUUCAUCAAGCGGGAGGGGUGAUGAAGGUCAUUCUGAUCAUUGGCAUUGAAAUGAUUGUGUUCCCGUUGUAUUGCGGCACACUACUUGAUGUCGCCUUAAUGCCAUUGUUUGAGAAUGCCUCCCUGAAGUCCCGCUUGGAAUUCACAUCCGCCUCUCCUGUAACGUCGCUCUUUGUCCAUUGGUUCAUAGGGACCUGCUACAUGUUUCAUUUCGCUCUCUUUGUCUCGAUGUGUCGCAAAAUCAUGAGGAGCGGUGUUCUCUACUUCAUCCGUGACCCUGAUGAUCCUACUUUCCAUCCGGUGCGAGAUGUCCUCGAGCGCAAUAUCUCAACACAGCUUCGUAAGAUUGCGUUCAGUGCCUUGGUCUACGGUGCCCUUGUUAUUGUCUGUUUGGGAGGAGUUGUAUGGGGUCUUUCCUACUCCUGUGCCGGUGUACUCCCCAUCCACUGGUCCUCAAAUGUCCCGUUCCUCGAAUUCCCUGUGGAUUUACUUUUCUACAACUUCGUCAUGCCAUUUGCUAUCCGUUCAGUGAAGCCCUCCGAUGGCUUGCACACGAUGUAUAAUUGGUGGUUCCAUCAAUGUGCGCGGAUGUUGCGGUUGACCAACUUCCUCUUUGGGGGCGAGAGACGACCAGAUGAGGAAGGCCGACAUGUGAGACGGAGCUGGCGUGCUGUGCUGCUGGGGAAGAAGGGCGAUCCAAAAAACCCGGUUAUCGGCGAAGAUCAAAAGGCUUUGGUUGAGGAGAAGGGCGUAGAUGCCUACUUCUUGCGCAACGGAAGGUUUGUGCGCGCUCCAGGUUCGGAUCAGGUUCGAAUCCCAAAGGGCGCGCAGGUAUUCUUAGAAGUGACCGAAGACAACAAACGCAAGGACGGGGCCGCUGAUCCGGACGACGGGCUACACGGCCGCACGAGCGACAUGUUUACGCAAGUCUACAUCCCUCCCUUCUUUAGACUCCGAGUGGCAUUCUUUCUCUUCCUGAUCUGGGUGUUUGCCGCCGUUACAGGCGUAAGCAUCACCAUUGUGCCUUUAGUCACUGGUCGAAAGCUCAUAUCGACUUUCUUCCCAAGCCCUGUCCGCGUCAACGAUAUCUACGCUUUCUCUGUGGGUCUGUACGUGGUCGGUGGUGCUGUAUAUGGUCUGGUCUACUGCCGGUCCGGAGUUUCCCUGCUAAAGGAGCGCUUACACCCGUAUCUCAACUCCCCCCAACAGGCCACUCGUGCUGUCUAUGAGACACUGCUGUAUGCUACGAAGCUCAUAUACCUUGCAUCCGCAUUCGCUCUGCUGCUGCCGUCUCUUUUCGCUCUUGUGACGGAGCUGUAUAUUCUGGUACCCCUCCACACCUAUCUUGAAGAUGACCAGGCGCAUGUGAUCCAUUUUAUCCAAGACUGGACCCUCGGCGUCCUCUACGUUCAGAUGGCCCUCCGGUUCACUUUGUGGCACUCCAGCUCGCGCCCAGCCAUUGCACUGAACGCGGUCAGCCGUGGCGGUUGGCGGCAACCCCAGGUCGGUUUGGCCACGCGGGCCCUAAUCCUUCCCAUCUCUGUUCUUACCUUCCUGGCUGUGACUGUGCCACUUGUGUUGGGCUUCAUCGUGAACCGUAUCUUCUUUUACUCGGCGGCGAGCGAACUUCAGGCCAAGGUAUACCGGUACGCGUAUCCUACGACCCUCUUGGUCGGGUUGCUAGUAUGGUCCUUCUACCUGCUUCGCCGGCAGAUCGAAGCCUGGCGCGUCAACAUCCGGGACGAUGUCUACCUGAUCGGUGAGCGACUGCACAAUUUUGGGGAGAAACGUGCUCGCGACGUCGGUGUACCUCGUCGCAUGAUCACAUGAUACACAGUAUACUGUGUCAGCUGGCUUGCUCUCUUGUAUUCAUUUGUAGAUUAGAAUGAUUCAUGAAACUUUAUUAUUUGAUUUGCUGUCUUGAUUCCUUUUACUAGCAUAAUACAUAAGAGACUGCCACAAACCAAACACUUACCCGGGAUCUCGGUGUCGAUAGGCCAAGAAGACUGCAAUAAUAACUACACUUAGGCGUGGGAACGCCAACACGGUGUUAUUAUCCAGCGGUUCCUGGAGAUACACUCUGUCCUGACACAUCAGAGAGUCGAUAAAAAUUGUAGU